Molecule: messenger RNA, 1663 nt
Organism: Pan troglodytes (chimpanzee)
Lineage: Eukaryota; Metazoa; Chordata; Mammalia; Primates; Hominidae
Product: UDP-glucuronosyltransferase 2A3-like
Exons: 2
Molecular function (GO): glucuronosyltransferase activity
Source: RefSeq, a predicted model, not a curated record
CAAACCAAAGCUUUUAUCACUCAUGGAGGAAUGAAUGGGAUCUAUGAAGCUAUUUACCAUGAGGUCCCUAUGGUGGGAGUUCCCCUAUUUGGUGAUCAGCUUGAUGCCAUAGCUCACAUGAAGGCCAAAGGAGCAGCUGUAGAAAUAAACUUCAAAACUAUGACAAGCAAAGAUUUACUCAGGGUUUUGAGAACAGUCAUUAACGAUUCCUCUUAUAAAGAGGAUGCUAUGAGAUUAUCAAGAAUUCACCAUGAUCAACCUGUGAAGCCCCUGGAUCAGGCAGACUUCUGGAUCGAGUUUGUCAUGUGCCACAAAGGAGCCAAGCACCUGUGGUCAGCUGCCUACGACCUCAGCUGGUUCCAGUACCACUCUAUAGAUGUGAUUGGGUUCCUGCUGGCCUGUGUGGCAACUGCUAUAUUCUUGGCCACAAGAUGUUGUUUAUUUUCCUGUCAAAAAUUUAAUAAAACUAGAAAGAUAGAAAAGAGGGAAUAGAUCUUUCCAAAUUUAGAGAAGACAUGGUGGGGUAAUCCUGUUAAUUCCAGACACAAAGAAUUUAGUGAAAACAUGUUACUUUCCUAUUUUCUUAUUAUCUAUUCUGAUAUUUUAUCUUAGCUAAGUAGCCUAGAAUUCCACUAUCAUGAACUUGUGAGUAUAUCUCAUUCUUUCAUUGUAUUUUCCUAGGUGUGCUUACUCUCUUCUCUCACUUUGUGACACAAGGACAUGAAUACAUCUAAAUUUUCCUAUUUCUGAUAUCACUGUUUCCAUGACGUCAUUACUUCUCUAACCUUAAGUGAUAGGGUGACCUGCAAUAUGCUGAUUCCUGGUGUUUGCACAAACACAUGGAUGUAAAGAAGUAAAAAAUGUAAAAUUCACAAAAUUCAGUAAACCACACAAAUCAGUGAAGCAUUCUAUGACAUUAGCUUGUUAUGAGUAACAUAAUGAUUUUUCUUUUUCAAUUUAAAUAAGCCCUUCUACAUACCCAGCAUUACUGAUCUCAGACAAUGAAUUGCUAAAAAUGACGAUAGGGCAUUACACUCAGAAUAGUUUGCUAUAUUUCCACAUACCUCAUCUAGAUGUCAUAGCCUACAUUUCUGCCAUCACUUAACUGACAUUUUUUGUGUGUUCUUGAUGAUAAAUAGACAGUUCUUAUUAUUGUCCUCAAAUAAUAAAAGAAACUGAAAUUUUCUUACAUAGAGAAAAUGUCCAUAAGAUAUUCAAGUUAAACAGAUUAUUUUGAGAUAAGUAACCAUUAGAAAUAUAUGAUUGUAAUUUCUGAUUUUAUAAAAUUUUCAUUGAUAGUACACUUGAUUUAAAUGUCUAUUCUUUAAAAUGAUGAAUACUCAUAAUUCUUAUCUCUAUAAUCAAAAGUAUAAUUUACUGUAGAAAAAUAAAGAGUUGCUUGUUCUGAAAGUAAGAUCAGUAUACUGCUUUCUGGUCUCAAAAUUUGAGAAUUGCAAAUUCAUCAAGUAAUAGCUUACAUGGUAAAAAUUUAAGAUAUUAGAAUACCUGCUUAACAAAUAUUAGUAUAUAUUAAAUAUUUAGAUAAGUAAAGCUCUACACUAAAUAUAGUUUAAUAAUCUUUACACUAAUUAAGCAAAUAUGUUACACUUUUCAUUUUGUUUACUGUCGUAUAAUCUUAGUGACAUGCCUAUUUAAAUUUUAA